AUUUCAACUGCACAGCAUUUAGACAGCAUGUUAGCAUUUCAACAGUAUAUGAGUUGUUGUUAGUCGUUACUUGGUGUUCACUGCGGCGGCUCCACUGCUCAGCGGCUCUGGCUGCGACUGACUUCCGCUCAUCAAUACACUGGACACUACACCAGACACAAUCAUUACACCUUACCACCGAGUUACUACAACACAGGAUUAUCUCAGACUAUCUCGCUCUGCUAUAAUUGACUAUCGAUUGGAUCGAUUGACAUCGACUCCCGACGCCCGACAACACCUAGCAGCCAACAUCUCGUACCACUCACACUCUACACUUGGACAUUCUAGACAAUCACCACAACACUACAACACCACGAUACACAUCGACACAGGGCUAGCCAUGGCUGCGCCCGCACGGCGGCAGUCCGCCAUCUCCACAACCAGCACAGCAACAGAGAAAGCCCCUAACCAAUAUGAACCGCCGCAACAAUCCAUCCGCCAGAGCCAGAUCAUCCAACAACAACCCCCCACCGGUCUGCGAGUCCCCUCCAACCGCAAAACAAUCUACGACCGCCACCUCAACCGUAGCCAAAAAGCCGACUUGAGUCGCGCCUCAUUCGCCUUUCUCUUCGCCGAAAUGGUCACGUAUGCCCAGCGACGGGUGACGGGUAUUCAAGAUUUAGAAAAACGACUGAAUGAACAAGGCUACCCGCUUGGCCUGCGCCUACUCGACCUCCUCUUCUACCGCUCCAUCUCCGCUUCCUCCUCAUCGGCGCUCUCGUCCUCAUCAGCCUCCUCUUCACCUCCCAACCGCCCACUCCGCAUCCUCCCACUCCUCCACCUCAUUCACGGCCCUCUCUGGCGCCUUCUCUUCCAACGCCCCGCCGACGCCCUCGAACACUCGGUGUCUCCGCAGACUCCCAACGAGUAUAUGAUCACCGACAACGACCCGCUGGUCAACACGUACAUCAGUGUGCCGAAGGAAAUGAAUAUGCUGAACUGCGCGGCCUUUGUGGCUGGGAUAAUCGAGGGUGUGUGCGACGGAUGUGGUUUUGAGGCUAAGGUUACCGCGCAUAAUCAGGCUACGGAGAUGUGGCCGGCUAGAACGGUGUUUUUGGUUAGGUUUGGGGACGCGGUUAUGGAGAGGGAGAAUGUUUUGGAAAGGGCCGGAGUGAAGUAAGAGUCGAUGAGUGUAUGAGUGUGUUUUUAGGUGGUUAGGACGAGUUCAGCUCUGGUAUGAACGUGGUCUGUUGAGGAAUUUUCAAAUACUCAACAUAAUGUGUUGAUGGUCUUCAAAGAGAUGAUACUACAUGAAUCAUAUUUACAAGGUGUUUAUGUGUUGAGCUACUGAU
Messenger RNA from Talaromyces proteolyticus, 1331 nucleotides. Its product is annotated as BET3 family protein. Gene Ontology annotation, biological process: endoplasmic reticulum to Golgi vesicle-mediated transport. The record is from RefSeq and is a predicted model, not a curated record. Bases 380 to 1159 code for a protein of 259 amino acids. The transcript has 2 exons. Lineage: Eukaryota; Fungi; Ascomycota; Eurotiomycetes; Eurotiales; Trichocomaceae. Gene Ontology annotation, cellular component: TRAPPI protein complex; TRAPPIII protein complex; TRAPPII protein complex.